Molecule: messenger RNA, 450 nt
Organism: Acaulospora morrowiae
Lineage: Eukaryota; Fungi; Glomeromycota; Glomeromycetes; Diversisporales; Acaulosporaceae
Source: the annotation of a GenBank genome assembly
AUGCCUCUUUUAACAGAAGAUAUAAUGAAUGAUGAUGAAAUUCUUAUAACAGUUUAUACUAAUUUUGAUUCUAAGCCAGAUUUAGAAGAGGAGAAUGAAGAACCUAUAAUGUCUUUAGUAAGUUUAUCAGAAGCACUUAAUGCAUUACAUAUUCUUAUUCAAUUUCAAAAACAACAAGAUGAUAGUAAUGGAUUUAAGCAAGAAGAAUUAAAAAUGUCACGAAAAAAAAUGGCAGUUGUCGAUGUGGAUAAUGGUAUAGUGAUAUUUGAAUUAAUGAUGUUACUAUUGACCAUUGAAUUUGCACAGCUUGUGCUUGCUGAUAUUAUAUCACCAAUACUCAUUCUUCAAUUUUUCAUCAAGGAAUUAGACUCUGCAUUUCUUGGCUUGCUUACAAUUCUAACAUCAAGAGGUUUGAAGGGUGAGGAUAAUAAAGAUGCAUUAUUGAAAUGA